GGACGGGGCUCCCUCCUCCUCCUCCUCCUCGUCGUCCUCGUCGUCAGGCUGCGGCUCUUGGGCGGCUCCGGCUGGGGCUCCGCUGCUCUCGCUCUCUCUCUCCCUGGGCUCCCCUCCUUCCUUCCUUCCUUCCCUCCCCAUCUCAUAUUUUUCAUCCUCAUCCUCAUCGCUAGCCUUCGCGGGAGACUCUUCCUCUUCGCUGCCUGCCUGCGCUCCUCCGUCGAAGCCAGGAUGGGGCUGCUGCGCCUCUGCUGGCUCCUGCUGGGCGCCCUGGCCGCCGGUUCUGCACAGUUGUAUUUUGAAAAGGUUCGGUCUGUUACACUGGACAUUUGCAAUAGCAGCGCCAUUAUACCUUGCAUAGUAACUAAUCUAAUACUGCGCAGGACUAAUGUAACAUUCGUAAAGUGGAAAUUACAAGGAAGUGAAUUUUUUGCUUACGAUGGAGUUGUUGAUAAAGUCACAAGGAACAUUACUUUUCAGUCCGCAAAUUUACUGGAUUUAUCAUUGCUACCGCAAGGCACUGCUUCACUUGUCCUGUCAAGAGAAGAGGCACUUCCAGGAAACUACACCUGUGAUGUAGCAGAAUCAAACAGAGAAGGAGACACUAUAGUCGAACUUAUACGCGUUUCAGCCCCAUGGUUUAAGCCAACAGAAAUCUCCUUCAUCAUUGCCACCAUGGUUGUUGCAGUUGUUUUGUAUUUUUCUCAGUCAGCAGUUGUAGCAAUGAAGUUUGACAUGACACUUUCUAAGAAGAUUGGCUUAAUUUUUGCAGGACUAAUAAUCAUCUUUCUUGCCGUGAUAGGUAUCGUUCUUUUUCUUCCAGAGGGAUAUUCAUCUUCACAACGAACUGGCCUUGCCUUAAUUGUAGUGCCUGCUUUUAUUUUAGUGCCCCUUCUCUACUUUCUGUUCACAUCAGUUUUUGAGAAGCAGCCUCUGUUUGCAAUUAUUCUGGUAGCCCUGAAAGCAAUUGGAUACAUAAUUGCCGUGGCUGGAUUUGCUUUGUGUGUGCUAGCAUGCCCUCCAAAACAAGGUUCUGUCAUGAUUGCAGGCUUAGCGAUUAUUGAUAUUGUAGCAGCAAUUGGCCUAAUUUAUCUCAUUGUUAUUGGUGGUUCCAGCUUGAAAGAUCAUCAGCCUCCAAGGAAAGCUGUCGAAGAAUCACUUAAUGAUGCAAAAGGAGUGAUGUUACAAUGAUGUUUCUCUCGUGAAGUAACUGAAUCUGCUGUGGACAUGGAAACAAGUGGAGAGAGACUUUUGUUGAUACACCGUGGCCUUGAUGAUGCACUACUCAAAGAAAAAAGAAAAUCAGGAAAUUAAUUGUUUUUGCAUGUGUGGAAAAGUGCUGUAAUUACUUACAUGAUGUAACUUUAUAGUCACAGCAGCUGUCGUAACUUUCGAGAGAGAAGUGCGUGUAUGCACAUGAGGUUUUUUUCUUUGGGGGUGGAUGAGGGCAAAACUACAAAAGACUCUUUUUAUCCACUGUAAUAUGUCUUUUUCAUGCUGCACUUCUCAGAACAGUUGAACUGCCUCUUUGCAUAAAGACCAAACUCCACAAAGGACUAAUCUCAGACAUCACAAUAUUGGCACAUUAGCUACCUUCUUCUCUGGGCCAUUGUACAGCAACUUCUUAUAUGGAGUUGUGCCGCCAUCCUUAAAAUUCAACACAAAACACAAGUCGUAGAGCCGCAAUGCUGAAGAUGGAAAGUAGAGGUGUUUUACCUUUUCCAAAUAACUUCCCAGAGGCAAUUUUAUUUACUCUUCCAUUUAUAAUAUUGAAGUUAAUUUUUUUCCGGUGGCCUAAAAAAUAGCCAAAAUCUGCUGUGUAUUACACUAAGAAAGGCUUACAAUAUGAAACAUCGGUAUGUUUCAUCACAGAACAGACUUCUUUGGGACCACUUAAGCAAAUCUUUGUACUGCAUGAUAAAUACUAUUUUCUUUUUGGUUUUUACUCACUUUCCUCUAAAAACCAACCCAAAACCAACCUACCUUUUGACAUUUUGUAUGACAAAUGAAGAAAACAGCAUUAAAAUAAGGGUAUCAUUUCUAUAACAUUUAUUCUUACCUAUACAGUGUGAACAUGAGUGGAUGUGGUACAGGAUGAACAAAUAUUGUACCUUGUAUAACAUUUUUAAAGAUCUAUAGCAAUUAGCCUUUUUUCUAAAGAAAAGCUUGGUUUCCAACUCUUUCGUAUCACAAAAGUCCAAUCCACCUACCUGCUGUUAGUAUUUCUGCUGUAUAUACUGGAAUUCUUUAUGUGCUUUGGUGAUCAGUAUUGUAGUUCAAGUAACUUCAUCUUUUAUUUUCUGUUCUUUCAUUUAAAAGCAAUGGCCGUGUUCAGCUUUAGUGGCACAAAUCCUGACUUCUACACCGAGAAGUGUAGUCCUUUAAAGUUCAUAAUGUUGAAAAUCAACUGCAAUAGUUCUGCUAAUUAAAUCACAUUUUCCCCAUUUUUAACAGAGCCAUGCAGACAGACAGGAGCUGUUCUUUUUCACACAGUAGGUUGUGAACAUUCCAGAUUACAUUGCAGAUACUUCAGCUGAAAGGAUGAGUUUAUUUAUAUUGCAGUUGCUGCGGUUUGAUAAAAAUUUCACUCAAGUCUCCAUCAAACAGAAUCCUGGGAUUUAUAGUUUGGUAAAAUACUUAGGAUUUGCACUAGAGCAUUCUAGCACAAAGUGUUAAAUACCUCACCAAAGUGCUAAUCCCAGGCUUUCAUAGUAUGCCCCAUUUAUGUAUUACUUAUUUUUAUGGACAUUUUGUCUUUCUUCCAACAUGAAACCCAAGGCAGUGAGGGUAGUUAAACUACUACAACUAUAUAGUAUAGUGUAGAUAUACUCUCAUUUAUUUAUUUAUUUAUUUAUUCACUUUUUUUUUUAAUGAAGCUUACUUCCAUCUUGGCCACAUUAGGUCCUGUAUGGGAGAAAAGUGGGUUAUAAAUAAAAUGAAAUGAAAUAACUCUUCUGUAUCAUUUCUGUGAUCCUGCCUUUCAAUUAUUCUCAUGUAUAGAACUCUGCAAGAGUAUCUAUGGAACUGUAUUCCUGUGCCUGUCUAGUUUUCAUAAAUGCUGAAAACAUGUAUAGAAUCUGCUCUGAACACACUACAUGGAAAGGCCUUGUCUGUUCUGCCACUUUCCUACAGAGAAUCUAUUCACAAUCAAUACAUUACAAGAUCAAUUGCAUUAUUUAAACCAAUAUUUUAUUGUUCUGAGCUCCUAACUUGCAGUUACUUCCCUUUUUGUAAAUUCAAGUCACUUCCAUGAAAUGCUCUUCAUUUGUUAAAAAAAUAUUCUAUGAGACUUUUUCUCACUCUCCUUAUAGCUUUCCAAAUACAGAUUGUCAGUGCAUUUUUUUUCUUAUCAAUAAACUGUGUUUCACCUUUA
Molecule: messenger RNA, 3373 nt
Organism: Sceloporus undulatus (fence lizard)
Lineage: Eukaryota; Metazoa; Chordata; Lepidosauria; Squamata; Phrynosomatidae
Product: leukocyte surface antigen CD47-like
Exons: 11
Coding region: 232-1191 (319 amino acids)
Biological process (GO): positive regulation of cell-cell adhesion; positive regulation of inflammatory response; positive regulation of phagocytosis
Cellular component (GO): plasma membrane; extracellular exosome
Molecular function (GO): thrombospondin receptor activity
Source: RefSeq, a predicted model, not a curated record